AUGCAAUUCUCCACGUCUUUCAUGCUCUUCGCAGCCUUGGCCACAGGCACCCUUGCCCGCCCCACCACUUUCGAGCGCCGCCAGGCAAGCCAAACCUCUGGCGGCGAUUGGACUGCCACCCCCUCCAGCGGCAGCUACUCGACCGCCGGCUUCGGUAGCUCAACCGUCUCCUCCGGCAGCGGCGUGACCUACGCAGGCAACGUCGGCAACCCCUACGGCAGCAACAUCAUCGAAGUGUCCUCCUCCGACGCCAGCCAGUACAAGUACGUGGCUCAAUUCACGGGCUCCAGCACUGACGACUGGACCGUCGCCAUCUUCAACAAGUACGGCCCCGACGGAAAGAUGGACGGCUGGUACGGCAACGCCUGCAACACCUUUACCCUCGCCGCCGGCGAGACCAAGUAUAUUGCCUUCGAUGACGACUCGCAGGGUGGCUGGGCUGCCGCCUCUGGUUCCACUAUCCCCACUGACUCCGCUGGUGGCUAUGCCUCCACCUGGGGUGAGUUCGACUUUGGCUCUACCACCAACAACGACUGGUCUGGAUUUGAUGUUUCCGCUAUUGCCGCCCAGAACGCUGGUCUCACUGUUGAUGGUAUGAAGAUCUGUGAUGCUCUCGGUGGCACUUGUUCUUCUAUCUCUCCCAAUGCCGCUGUCGUUGACAAUGCUUAUACUUCUGCCGAGACUGAUAUCGGUGGUAUUGGUGGUAACAUCUCUGGCGGCGCUGUUCGUUUGGCUGUCACUAUUGACUACAGCGGCUAA
Penicillium antarcticum is the source of this 759-nucleotide messenger RNA. Its product is annotated as putative allergen. Lineage: Eukaryota; Fungi; Ascomycota; Eurotiomycetes; Eurotiales; Aspergillaceae. Gene Ontology annotation, molecular function: IgE binding. The record is from RefSeq and is a predicted model, not a curated record. The transcript has a single exon. Gene Ontology annotation, cellular component: extracellular region. The coding region runs from base 1 to 759 and encodes 252 amino acids.